AUAGCUCGGCCCGCGAUGCAGGAGACCUUAGAACAUUCUACAAAAAUAGCGUUCAAACAAAACAACUUCCUAAGCCUGAAGGAUGCGGACGAGAGGCUCGACUUUGAGGAACAUUUAGGAGCUGGAACGCCGCACCUUCCCUUCCUCCCAGCCCUGCCUCCUUCUGUGGAACAGAGCUCAGUAGAACUUGGUUGUUUUGCCUUUUACUCUGGGGGGAGAGACGCAGACGAUGAGGAAAAAAUAAUGAAUGUCAAAGGAAAAGUGAUUCUGUCAAUGCUGGCUGUCUCAACUGUAAUUGUUGUGUUUUGGGAAUAUAUCAACAGCCCAGAAGGCUCUUUAUUCUGGAUAUACCACUCAAAAAACCCAGAAGUUGGUGACAGCAGCAGUCAGAAAGGCUGGUGGUUUCCGAUCUGGUUUAGCCAUGGUUACCAUGAAGAAGACAUAGACAAAGAGAAGGAACAAAGACAGGAAGACGAGGAAGAAAAGCUUCAGCUUUCGGACUGGUUUGAUCCACAGAAACGCCCAGAGGUUGUGACCAUGACCGGAUGGAAGGCGCCAGUGGUGUGGGAAGGCACUUACAACAGAGCCAUCUUAGAAAAUUAUUAUGCCAAACAGAAAAUUACCGUGGGUUUGACAGUAUUUGCUGUCGGAAGAUACAUUGAGCAUUACUUGGAAGAGUUCUUAACAUCUGCCAACAGGCACUUCAUGGUUGGCCACAAAGUCAUAUUUUACAUCUUGGUGGAUGAUGUCUCCAGGAUGCCCUUGAUAGAGCUGGGUCCUCUGCGUUCCUUCAAAGUGUUUGAGAUCAAGCCUGAGAAGAGGUGGCAGGACAUCAGCAUGAUGCGCAUGAAGACCAUCGGGGAGCACAUCGUGGCCCACAUCCAGCACGAGGUGGACUUCCUCUUCUGCAUGGACGUGGACCAGGUCUUCCAAGACAGCUUUGGGGUGGAGACCCUGGGCCAGUCGGUGGCUCAGCUACAGGCCUGGUGGUACAAGGCAGAUCCUGAUGAGUUCACCUACGAGAGGCGGAAGGAGUCUGCAGCAUACAUUCCGUUCGGCCAGGGGGAUUUUUAUUACCAUGCGGCCAUUUUUGGUGGAACACCCACUCAGGUCCUAAAUAUCACCCGCGAGUGCUUUAAGGGAAUCCUCCAGGACAAGAAAAAUGACAUAGAAGCUCAGUGGCAUGAUGAAAGCCAUCUAAACAAAUAUUUCCUUCUCAACAAACCCACUAAAAUCUUAUCCCCAGAAUAUUGCUGGGAUUAUCAUAUAGGCCUGCCUUCAGAUAUUAAGCUUGUCAAGGUAUCUUGGCAGGCAAAAGAGUAUAAUCUGGUUAGAAAUAAUGUCUGACUUUAAAUUGUGCCAGUAGUUUUCUGAAUUUGAGAGAGUAUUAUUCUGGCUACUUUGUCAGAAAAGUAACACUUAAUUUUAACUUAAAAAAAAAGUACUAACAAAAUACCAACACAGCAAGUACAUAUUAUUCCUCCUUGCAACUUUGAGCCUUAUAAUAUGGGAGAAUGAACAUAUUGUAAUCAGAUGUAAAUUCCCAGUGAUUUCUUAUCUAUUCUGGGUUGGGGAAUAUGUGAUCAGCUGAACCAAAAAAAAAGAAAAGAAAAGAAAAAUUGUCAUAGGCAAAGAAAAAGCCAGAAACACUCUACAAGUGCCAGAUGAUAUACUGGAGAAAAGCGUGCAAAGGGAAGUGUUUGGCAACAAGAUACAAUCCUGAGGGGCUGUCCUCUUGAUUCCAGUGUCCUCCUGUCUUUGCUGAGUCUAAAGCAACACAGAGCUGCUUUGCAGCAGGAGAACUCAAGGACACAGUCUACCUUGGCAAUCCUCAAAUGGUUUCAAUAGUAGAGUGCUUCAGGCGGUUUGUAGUCCAUGGCCUUUUCUCAUCAGGACGUUGUUUGGCUUCUGUGCAGAGACUGGUCAAGAGUCCCAGCGGAUAAUCAUGGGGUGAAUGUUGGGGGUCACAGGGGAUCUGAAUGAGCCAGUGGGUGCUCAGCAUGAAGUGAAAACAAAGUCUCAAAGUAAGCUGGCCAUGAAAUAGCGAAGAGAGAGUGGAAAGAGAGAGUUUGAUCACUGUGGGGCAGUGCUACUCUGAGGGGCAGCAGGGCAUGGGGUUGGCAUGUAAACACAGCGUGGAUCCAGGCGCUGAAUGGGAGGCAGCGUGGGUGGUCUCCAGCCUCCUCAACCCUAAGACAACCAGAGAGCAGCGUUGUCUUAGAAGAUGCUUCUUGUCUGGGCCAAGUCGCAUUCAGUUUGCCAGACUCUGGAACUUUUGUCUUCAAAUCCUUGGCCAGAGGAAGUGGAUGGUGCCAGAGUAGACAAAGGCCCACCAUGGACUGAAGAGGCUUGCAAAGGGUCACAUUUCCCAGACCUGGGCUUCAUGACGGUUAGUCAUCAGCAAGUCCUGCCACCACUUGCUCUAACCCUCAGGGUCCCUCAGCCCAUCAGGCCGCAACCUGGAGGGCUGACAUCAAGGACUGGAGUGGAGGAAAAGCCCACUCAUCAGGGAACCUCUCAUUUCCCCCUGCCCUCUCUGCACUACUGAAGUGUAGCAACCAGACACGUUUAAUAAAUAAAAUGGUUAACUGAUUUUAUAUCAAGAGUAGAGGGGAUGGCAAUGAAGACCCAGUCCUCAUGACUAAACAGCUUCACAUUCAGCUCCUUUCUCUAACAGAAGCUAGGAAAUCCUACACAUUAUUUAAAGUUAAGCAAUUCAAUGUAAAGGAAGUUAGGAGGCAAUAUUUACACGUGCAGCUCUGUUUAUGUUUUGCUUGUGUUGCAGUUUAGGUCAUUUGUUUCCAUUUUCAAGGGAUUUACUUGAAGAGGCUUGCACUGGCUUGAUGUUCAGCACAACGGGCUGCUUUGAUAAAAUGAAACCUACAUUUUCUCUACCAUUUCACUGUGCCUCCUACUCUUCCGUUCCUGCCAAAAAUUCUCACAACCCAGCAAAACAAAACAAAACCAACAAAAAUCCUGGAGAAGUGGCCUUGUAAAAGAAAAAGGAGAUCACAGAUUAGUUCGGACUCCUCUCUACACUCAAGUUUUCUGGGAUCCGUUCUGGAGUAGGGGAAGUUCAUGGUUUCAGUCCCAAACCAAAGAAAUGAUCUGUCCUCAGAGGUCAAAGGACUGAUGUUUCCUUUUGAGGGAAUCUUGAUUUUUUUUUAAACAAAUUCAUUUAAAUUUAAAUUCCAAGUGGACAAAGGCAAGAUCUCAUUAAUAGUUCAAUAUUUUAAACAAAUAAAAUAAAAUUCCUGAUUUACAAUGGAAUAAAUUAUUUUCUCAGUA
Messenger RNA from Vicugna pacos (alpaca), 3288 nucleotides. Lineage: Eukaryota; Metazoa; Chordata; Mammalia; Artiodactyla; Camelidae. The record is from RefSeq and is a predicted model, not a curated record.